Molecule: messenger RNA, 219 nt
Organism: Parastagonospora nodorum SN15
Lineage: Eukaryota; Fungi; Ascomycota; Dothideomycetes; Pleosporales; Phaeosphaeriaceae
Exons: 3
Coding region: 1-219 (72 amino acids)
Source: RefSeq, a predicted model, not a curated record
AUGCACCCCAUUACCCGCUCCUAUGAAAGUGCGAAGAAUGUGAUGAUCUCGUGCACCCUUGACGUCGCUGGUCAACGCAUGUGUUGCGAAGUGUCCGUUGUGGAGCAAUGGUGCGAUAAUGCGCAGAAGAUCUUCCAUAAGUGGUAUAUUGUUGAAGGCCAGAGCGGUCCUAGUCAAGGUGUGCUCGAGGCAAAGCACCGCAUGUAUGCGUCAAGCUAA